ACAUCAUUAACCAGCGGUAGUUUUAUUAUCCUUGCAAAGGCGUUUUGAUAUACUUUAUGUAUAAGGUUUGUUGACCGAAAACCUCGAGGUUAAUCUAUAAGAUUUUGUAAGAUUCUUUUAAAUGAAUAAGUAUAUAGUGUAUAAAGAAUGUUUUUAAAGUAUGGGUUCCAAAUGAUAUUAGUCCUUGUCCGGACGAACCAACUAUUGGGUAUUACUCUUAAGGUUGUAAAGCCUCGGGUUGUACCUAAUAGGAUAUGUGUACUUAGGCGGUUGGCCUAAGGUACCUGGAUUUAUUUCGGGAACUUCGGGUUAGUCGUUUAUGUACACAUUGUGGCUUCUCGGUUUGGUUUCAGUUAUGAGUGAUCGGCUGUGCAUGUUCUUGUUUGAUUGUUGCACGGCUGGUCGAGUCAACUUAUACUUAGACCAGAUCGGGGGUGUCACACACAGCCUCUAAGACAAUUGUCGGUUUUCCUGAUCCACGUGCGUAUUGUCCUUUCCAAGCGGUUGGGAAAUUCUUCCACUCCCAAUGCAUGUAGUCAAUGCUUCCAACCAUCCAAGAAACCCGCGUUUCUCUCCAAUAUCGAACAACUAUAAUUAUCAUCAAACAAAAAACGAAUUCAACGAGUUAGAGAAAGUUAAAAGAAGAUUACAACUUAACAAAAUCAAAGAGUUAGAGAAAAAAAAGCAACGAGCAACGAAGCGGAGAACAUAUCGAUUGAAAAAGCUUAAAAAAAAAUUAGAACCGAUUGAAACGAAAAUGGGUUUUGAAUUCGUGUAAGAAAAAAUGAGAAGAUCCGCUUCCGAUUGAAACCAAAAUCGAUCUGAAACCCUAUCUACAAACGCACCCUCUCCCCAAAUCGAUUUAUACCCAAAUCGUUUUGAAACCCUAAUUUCAAUCGUUAAACGAAAUCGAUUAAAACCCGAUAACCCAACCCGAUUGAGAGGAAUCAAGAAGAUAACUAAUCUAAAUCGAAAUAUCUACAAUUUUAGCCAUCGAUCUACCUUCGUAAAGCAGACGGAGAGGAAUCGCCGAGCUGUCGCCUUUCUCUCGAGAGCUCCUUUUUUUUUCUACGCCGUCGGUCGAGAAUAACUUUUCUUUUUUGACCCAACACAACACAAACCGACACCGACCCACUAAAACAAUGACACGUACACAAGGAUCAACUCCUUAAAAUCCUUCUCGACGGGCCAAUCCUUAGAUUAAGUCGGAUAAUUAUUAUUAUUAUAUUACCCCUAACCUAAGAAUUAACGCUAAGGAUCACACUUGAGCCUCCGUUGCAGUCGCUCUCAUAAGUGGGAUGAUCGUCCUUUCCCCCGCGAGGCGUUCCUCCUCAAUUCUCAACCUCUCUUUUCUUCUAUAAUUAUUUUUUAUUAUUUAAUGUAUGAGAAAUUUAGUGAAGUACUCUAGCUAAAGAUACUCUAAGGGCAAGAUUAACGGCGUCCCAAUGGGAUGUCCUUAGCAUAAAUGACAUUUAAUUUAAAUCAAAAAGAGACAAUUAUCUAAGGACAUAUCUAAUUUAAGAUGUUUUUGUUGUCGUCGUUAGGUGAUACGUGGCUUGGUGUGAUUGGGCGAUGAAACCGGGGUGGGGAUAAUCGAUUUGGGUAAGUGUUGUGAUUUAAUUUUCUUGCCUUUUCUUCUUCUCGACCGACGAAACGCCUCUCUUCGAUCUCCUCUCUUCUCGACCGACGAAUCUCGAGCCAUCGAUCUCCUCCCUUCGAUCUCCUCUCUUCUCGACCGACGAAUCUCGAGCCAUCGAUCUCCUCUCUUCGAUCUCCUCCCGACGGUUCUCCUGUCUUCUCCACCGACGGAUCUCCUCCCGAGGUUUCUCCUGUCGACGGAUCUCCUCCCGAGGCUUCUCCUCUCUUCUCCACCGACGGAUCUCCUCCCGAGGUUUCUCCUCUCUUCUCCACCGGAUUUAUUUGACGGAUCUCUCGACCGGUCUCUCAACGGUUCUCCCGACGGAUCUCUCCACGGUUCUGUCGACGGUUCUACCCUCUCAUCAACAUCAUAUUCUGCGAUUCGAAGGUGGAAGGGUGAGGUGAGGCUCGUCUAAAGAGAGCCAGUGAUACACAACUAGGAAACAACCAUUUCGUCCAGUGUUCAAGUUUUCGGAUUAGCCAUGGGUCUUGAUUACAGCUAUUCACAACCUUCACAGUCCGAGACGUUUGGUGGGGAUGGGUUCGAGAGUGAGUACAACGAAGUAGAAGCUCUCAUUCAGGAGGACCAAGCUCAAUUAGAGUACGAGAACGCUCAGGCCUUUGUGUACCCUCCUCAGCCGGAGGUUGAGUUCGGCAUUCCACAGGUUUGCUACUGUGGGAAUGCACCGAAGAUAGCUACGUCUAAGGAUUUCCACAGAUACUAUACUUGUGGUAAUGCAGAUGAUGGAGAGUGUCAUGUGUGGAAGUGGUGGGAUGAGGCUGUAAUGGAGGAGAUGAGAGCCAGAGAUCGACACACACUUCAGUUAGAUGAGAAGGUAGAUGCUCUGACCUUGUUGAGUGACUAUGACACUGACCAGACGCUAUUUAGACUAGAGAACAUGGUCUGUGAGUUGGCUAAGAGUAGAUCAACGUGGAGUUUCGAGUCCUUAGUUGCGGCUAUGGUUAUUGUCUUAGUCUUCAUAGGCCUCGUCGUUGUGUUUAUCUAAUGUGUAAUGUGACUGGUAAUUAGUGUAAAAUGUGACUCUACUUAGCUCUGAAUGACUCGGAUGUGUAACUUUGUAUUAGUGUAAAAUGCACUUUCAAUCUCCAAUUUUUCUUCUAAUUAUUUACUUUCUACUCGUGACUAUAAAUUAUACAACUCGUGACUAUACAACUCGUAAUUGAAUGACUGGUAAGUCAGUACAUGUGACUAUACAACUCGUACCCACUUCCAUAUACAUUUAACUCGUGUUAUAAUUGAGUAGAUGUCAAAAAAAUGGUUUCAAUUGUCACAUGAUGUACGAAAGGGUCACAAGACAAACAAUGUACAAUCACAAGAUUUUUUCUUCUUCACCUAUAAAUUAUAGAAACAUAUAAGCUAUACAAUUACAACACUUCAACUUCUCAUAUCAAAAACAAUUUCUCCAGUAUCUACAAAUACAAUUACAACUUUUUAUUUGUUUUUUUUUAAUUCAAAAUGGGAUCUUCUUCUCAUUAUCAUUAUCACCGAGAGGAUGAUGAUGAUGAAUUUGAAACUAUGGUAGAAGAAUUCUUACAAAUUCCAGAUACUACUCCUGAACCGAGAAGACGAAAAAAACGUAUCCAUAUUGAGAGAAACCGAGAAGAAGGCCACAUGAAGCUUUGGAAUGAUUAUUUUAGCGACACUCCAACAUUCCCGCACAAUAUAUUCCGGAGACGGUUUCGGAUUAACAAGACAUUGUUCAUGGGUAUUGUGCAUCGUCUCUCGCAAGAAAUUGAGUAUUUUCAACCAAAAGAAGACGCAGCCGGACGGUCUAGCCUAUCUCUGCUCCAAAAAUGUACCGCAGCACUUCGGCAAUUGGCGUAUGGUGGUGCGGCUGAUGCCGUUGACGAAUAUAUCCGGAUGGGUGAAACAACAGCUAGAAAUUGUCUGCACCAUUUUACCGCCGGAAUAAUUCAGUUGUUUGGCGAUUACUACCUAAGACGUCCAACACCGGAGGAUCUGCAAAGGCUACUAUAUAUUGGACAACAACGUGGAUUUCCAGGAAUGAUUGGAAGCAUCGACUGUAUGCAUUGGGAGUGGAAGAAUUGCCCAGCCGCUUGGAAAGGAAUGUAUUCACGAGGAACCGGAAAACCCACAAUUGUGUUGGAGGCGGUAGCUUCACAAGACCUCUGGAUAUGGCACACAUUUUUUGGAGCUCCAGGUACUAUGAACGAUCUUAAUAUACUUGAUAGAUCACCUGUUUUUGAUGACAUUAUUAACGGAAACGCUCCGGAAGUCAAUUUCCAUGUCAACGGAAGGGAGUACGAUUUGGCUUACUAUCUCGCCGAUGGUAUUUAUCCGAAAUGGGCUACUUUUAUUCAAUCUAUCCGACUCCCACAAGGUCCAAAACAUUGUUUAUUUGCUAAACACCAAGAAUUUGUGCGUAAAGAUGUUGAGCGUGCCUUCGGAGUCCUGCAAGCUAGAUUCGCGGUUGUUAGAAAUCCGUCUAAUUUAUGGGAUAAAAACAAAAUAGGAAAUAUUAUGAGAGCAUGUAUCAUACUCCAUAAUAUGAUUGUCGAAGAUGAACGAGAUUCCUACGGAAACGCAUCAGUAUUUGAACAAGGAGAAGAUGAGGAUCCCACUUUUGUAGUCAGACGACCUACAAAUCUCGGUGCUACAUUGGGACGUCGAGCAGAUGUUCGGGAUACACCAGGCCAUCACCAAUUAAAAGCACAUUUGGUUGAAAAUAUAUGGGAUAAAUUUGGACAUCUCCCAAUGUAAUUUUAAAGUUUCUAUGAAUUGAAUAAAAUAUGUGUUUGCUUUUAA
Molecule: messenger RNA, 4426 nt
Organism: Brassica napus (rape)
Lineage: Eukaryota; Viridiplantae; Streptophyta; Magnoliopsida; Brassicales; Brassicaceae
Exons: 3
Coding region: 3116-4381 (421 amino acids)
Source: RefSeq, a predicted model, not a curated record